Cariama cristata (Red-legged seriema) is the source of this 1567-nucleotide messenger RNA. RefSeq names its product GATA binding protein 2 (gene GATA2). The record is from RefSeq and is a predicted model, not a curated record. The annotation marks the transcript as partial. Lineage: Eukaryota; Metazoa; Chordata; Aves; Cariamiformes; Cariamidae. Gene Ontology annotation, molecular function: RNA polymerase II cis-regulatory region sequence-specific DNA binding; DNA-binding transcription factor activity, RNA polymerase II-specific; zinc ion binding. Gene Ontology annotation, biological process: negative regulation of transcription by RNA polymerase II; positive regulation of angiogenesis; positive regulation of transcription by RNA polymerase II. The transcript is spliced from 6 exons. Gene Ontology annotation, cellular component: nucleus.
CCCGCCUGACCGGGAGUCAAAUGUGCCGGCCUCAUCUUAUCCACAGCCCCGGGAUCCCUUGGCUGGACAGCAGCAAGGCGGCACUGUCUGCCCAUCACCACAACCCCUGGACCGUCAACCCCUUCACCAAGACACCCCUGCACCCCUCGGCGGCCGGAGCGCCGGGGGCCAUCUCGGUGUACACAGGCAGCAGCACGUCCAGCACCGCCUCCGCGACCCCUCCCAAGGAAGUGUCCCCGGACCCCACCUCCACCAGCGCUGCCUCCCCUUCGUCCUCCGCCGGAGCCCGGCAGGAGGACAAAGACAGCAUCAAGUACCAAGUGUCGCUGUCGGAGGGGAUGAAGAUGGAGAGCGCCAGCCCGCUCAGAAGCAGCCUCACCAGCAUGGGGGCCCAGCCCUCCACCCACCACCCCAUCCCCACUUACCCCUCCUACGUGCCGGCCGCCCAUGACUACAAGCCGCGAAGCAAGGCCAGAUCCUGUUCGGAAGGCAGAGAGUGUGUGAACUGUGGAGCAACUGCUACCCCUCUCUGGAGAAGAGACGGCACCGGGCAUUACCUGUGUAACGCCUGCGGGCUCUACCACAAAAUGAAUGGUCAAAACCGACCUCUCAUUAAACCUAAACGAAGGCUGACGACCACCACAACCUUAUGGCGACGUAAUGCAAACGGGGACCCAGUUUGUAAUGCCUGCGGACUCUACUAUAAAUUGCACAAUGUGAACAGGCCUCUGACCAUGAAAAAGGAAGGAAUCCAGACCAGGAAUAGGAAAAUGUCCAACAAAUCAAAGAAAAGCAAGAAAGGCUCUGAGUGUUUUGAGGAACUGUCCAAGUGCAUGCAGGAGAAAUCGUCUCCCUUCAGCGCUGCUGCCCUUGCUAGUCACAUGGCGCCCAUGGGGCAUUUGCCACCUUUCAGCCACUCUGGACACAUCCUACCGACACCUACUCCCAUCCACCCAUCUUCCAGCAUCUCAUUUGGACAUCCACACCCAUCCAGCAUGGUUACAGCCAUGGGAUAAAACCGAAUGACCGAGAGAUCUACCCAGAGAUUAAGAACAUGGGGCUUUGCCUAGGAUGACACCAAGUAAGAAAAUGUUCUGCCAAGAGGAGAAUGUAGGGAUGGCAAAAGGGGAUCUUUGCUCCCAUGUGGUUUAACUCUUAAUGCUGGACUAAAACCUUGCAAAUGAUGGGUCUUCUGCAGAAACGUGUAGUGGUGCCUGUAAUGCACUUUGCCCCCUCAGGUAUAAAGAAAAAGAACUUGCCUGUUCGAUACUUAAUGGUCCAGCAGGAAGCAAAAGGUGGCAGAAGCUGAGGAAAAGGCUUGGAACUGGCUUUCCUUUCUCUCUUUGUUAUUACUGUGAAUAUUGUAAAGAGAUAUAAGCAGCCUCCCAGGAUGGAAUCGGCUCACUGGAAGCCAGACAUUCUGGAUUUCUAUUGCGGACUUUGUUUGGGAUGGGGAAAAAAAGAAGAAAGAAAAAGAAAAAAGAAAAAAAAAAAGGACAUCUUUAUAAAAACGUCAUUUUUAAAAUUAAAUCAGACAAAGUCAUAUUUAUUUUGCUCUUGUUUUCCA